AUGCCGUGGGUGAACCGACCAGAUGGGCAUCGUAUUUACUAUAGGAAGGUUGACCCUGAUAGAGAACAUCCUCGAGGGAACAUAGUCUUGAUAAUGGGAUUAGCAAUGCCACAUGUGUGGUGGACGCCUCAGACCGCCUUUCUCUCUUCGAUAGGCUUUAGACUUCUCCUUAUCGACAACCGUGGUGUGGGGUUCAGCAGCCUGGAGUCGUUCUCUAUGGAUCUGCAUCUGUUCGUAUCAAAUCAUUAG
Perkinsus marinus ATCC 50983 is the source of this 249-nucleotide messenger RNA. RefSeq lists its product as hypothetical. The record is from RefSeq and is a predicted model, not a curated record. Bases 1 to 249 code for a protein of 82 amino acids. NCBI's taxonomy places the organism in Eukaryota, Perkinsozoa, Perkinsida, Perkinsidae. The transcript is spliced from 3 exons.